Molecule: messenger RNA, 1287 nt
Organism: Trypanosoma grayi
Lineage: Eukaryota; Euglenozoa; Kinetoplastea; Trypanosomatida; Trypanosomatidae
Product: mitotic cyclin
Exons: 1
Coding region: 1-1287 (428 amino acids)
Biological process (GO): mitotic cell cycle phase transition; regulation of cyclin-dependent protein serine/threonine kinase activity
Cellular component (GO): centrosome; nucleus; cyclin-dependent protein kinase holoenzyme complex
Molecular function (GO): cyclin-dependent protein serine/threonine kinase regulator activity
Source: RefSeq, a predicted model, not a curated record
AUGCCACGGGCACUGAUGCGCGGUGACAAUGAACAGCGUGUCUCAAACCGUGCGGUUGGCGGAUGUGGCGCUGCAGGAUCGAAUGUGCCGUUGAGUUAUGGAGAACUACAGAGGGGACUGCGCGAUGUGUUGUCUCACGUUGAGCUUAGGUGUGACGGCGACGCGGAAGAACGCAAACUUUUUCUUCUAAAUGAGUUUACACGUCUGAUGAACGCCGCAUCCGAGGAGACGCGGCAGAUGUUGAUCCCCACCCAGAAUGACUUACCUCUAAGUUUUCGCGUGCUGGAGGUGCUGCAUUCCCGCCGGCGGGUCCUCUGCAGAGGAUUUGAACUCACCCUCAACGAACUGAAGGAGUGGCUCUCGCUGGCAACGCUGAUUGGCGAACAGGAUGUGGCGCAGUUCUUGGGGCAGUACGCACGUGAAUUGGGCCCCGCCUCGCGGCAAAGUGUGGAGGAUGCUAUAUAUAUACACCAGUCGAAUGUGGCCGCUCUGUGUGGUGCGGUGCUUGAGAUCCCCACCUUGACGGGCACCUUCUCUCCAUUCAACUCCCACUACUACACCAUUGUGCUGGACGACUUGAUCUCAAUGGCCGACGAGGCACCGCAGGCGACGUUGCUCCAGUCUGUGCAGCGCGAGGUAACGCUGGAGAUGCGCGAGAUGCACGUGGAGUGGCUGCUUCAGGUCACCUUGGCGUCCAAUCUUCAGCUGGAGACGUUCUUUCUUGCUGUGUCUAUUUUUGACCGGUAUUUGUCGAAGGUGAGUGUGCCGCGCGAGCGUCUUCACCUCGUCGUCUGCGCGUCGCUGUUGUUGGCAUCAAAGCAGGAGGAAAUAUUCCCUGUCCCGCUGCGCACUCUGGUGCGCUACGGCGGCGACCGCUUCUCACUCGAGAUGUUGGUGGCGAUGGAGUGUCAAUUAUUCGCUACGCUUGGCUUUAAUGUGGUGUGCCCCACAUUCAGCGCAGUAGGAUUGGGUCUGCUGUUGCAGCAGGAUCCCCCUGCCAGCGAGCAGCAGCGCUUUUUUCUUCUUUACACCCUCGCGACUCUCGCCAUUCGCACACACUUCCGGCAGUGCAGACUCUCGUCGCUCGCCGCCGCCGCUGUGUACUUGGGCCGUGCAGUGUUCAACAUCCCAUCGGGGAUGCCGAGCGACGAGGUGCGGGCAUUGCUGCCGCUCGUGAUGGCUGCUCUCUGCCGCAAUCCCGCCGUUGGCGCUGGCGGCGUCUACGACAUAUUCGGAAGGAGCGCCUUCUGCGAAGUGAGUAAGCUGAAGCUUCCGGAGAUUCUGUAA